ACUACAAAGUCGGCGGGUUUAGGGCGGUCCUCGCGUUCCGUCGGGGUCCGGGACCAUUUAAAGGGGAAGCAGCAGGCGAGGAGCAGGUGGCGGACGAGGGAUAAUAUGGCAGGAGAGGAGCAGCGACAGCUCUUUGGAGGGGCCUUUUCUGCCUUCCUCCCCCCUGGAAGCCUGGACGUCAGCGAGUUGCGCCAGGUGCCCGACAACCAGGAGGUCUUUGUCCACCCCAGCACAGAUCAAAGCAUCAUCGUGGAACUGCUGGAAUAUCAGGCAGGGGUGCCCGAUGAAGCCGCUGUCAGAUACCACUUUGAGGAUGUGGUUGGCACUUCUGGCGGCGCUGAGGUUUUGAGCCAGGAGUCGUUGGCACCUCACCUCCUGGCCUUGGAAGGCUGUAGCAGUGCCUGGAACCUCACCGCUUGCCAGCUGGUAUCCAAAUUCAACGAAGAGGCCAAAAACGAGGUGAGAAUGCAUCUUGCGCUGCUUCGCCUGCCCCAGUAUGGAACAGACGUGCUCUUGACUUUCAAUGACCCCAUCCGUAUUCACCCCCUAAGCAGUAGCGCGGCCCGAGGAACCGAGGUACCCGCUUCUCUGCCUCCGUGGACGGUGGAGGACUUCCACACCUUUGUACACAGACUGCGACUUCUCGACCCCGGCGUCUUUGGGUAGCCCGGAACCAGACACCUGAGAUCCAGCCUCAACCCAUUUCCAUCAUCUACGCAACACUGUCUGCCAGGACUCUUGGGUGGCUACCUGUCUUCCCCACACCAUAGCUUUCCCCUUGGUCCAGAGGGAAAGAGAGCAUCCUGCAGGAUGAUCUCAUUGCAGAAGGCGGUUUCGUGCCACCCCAUCUCCAAAAGAGGGUUUCGAGUCUCUCCUCAAAUGAAAUGGACUUGGCAAGUUUCACCGGCAGAACUUCACCUUGGUCUCUUCCACUUAGCGCUCCUCCCCCCUGCCAAAAAAAACACACCCUAGCUCAAAUAUUGUUGUCCCAUAAAAAGUUGUGUCCAAUAAAAAGUUAAAUCCUCCCA
This is a messenger RNA of Heteronotia binoei (common prickly gecko), 1028 nucleotides long. It is a transcript of the gene RANGRF, whose product is annotated as RAN guanine nucleotide release factor. Gene Ontology annotation, cellular component: nucleus. The transcript is spliced from 6 exons. Bases 106 to 666 code for a protein of 186 amino acids. NCBI's taxonomy places the organism in Eukaryota, Metazoa, Chordata, Lepidosauria, Squamata, Gekkonidae. The record is from RefSeq and is a predicted model, not a curated record. Gene Ontology annotation, biological process: heart contraction; regulation of sodium ion transmembrane transporter activity; regulation of membrane depolarization. Gene Ontology annotation, molecular function: guanyl-nucleotide exchange factor activity; transmembrane transporter binding; small GTPase binding.